AUGAGGACACUCGAGGCAACCAUCUUCUCAGUGACCUGCUUGCUUGCCGCUUCAACCACCUCACACAGUGUUGAGGUCAACACCACGCAGCUGAAGGAGGACACCCCCAAUUCCUUCACAUGGCUGCAGGUGUUGCAGGAACCAGCGAAGAUCCAGCAGAUCAGGAUCCGCUGGCCCACCCCAGGCGAGAUCGCUUUGCACAUGGCGGUGGCUGCAGCGAUCACCACCGGCGCCGCCCUUGCCUUUAGGCACUUUGUAAAGGCCUGGCCUGAAGUGCACGAGGACGCCAUUGCCAAAGAGAACUGA
This is a messenger RNA of Effrenium voratum, 306 nucleotides long. The record is from the annotation of a GenBank genome assembly. NCBI's taxonomy places the organism in Eukaryota, Dinophyceae, Suessiales, Symbiodiniaceae.